UAGCACGUGGAGCCACUGGAGUUUUUUGAAAGCAACAGUUUAGCUCGCGUGUUGUUUUCCCGCGCAAACGGCAGAGGCGAGUCGCACGCUCGUGACUUUUAAAGUGCCUUAUCUUUUAAAAUUUUAAUUUAUUUUAGCGCAACAAGUGUUAAUUCAUAUCGCAGAAAUGGACACGGAAAUCGAUCAGAAUCUAGAACAGAUAACGCGUGAAUAUGUCGACUUUCUCGACGACACGGAGGACCAGGGUAUUUAUGCUACGAUGGUCAAGAAUAUGAUUCAGGAGGAGAAGUAUAGAUUAGUUGUGAACAUUAAUGAUUUGAGAAGGAAAAACCCUGUUCGAACAACAAGCCUGUUGAAUAAUUCUUUUGAGGAACAACUGGCAUUUCAGAAUGCUUUGAAACAAUACAUUUCGAGUAUAGACAUUGAUUAUGCCAAAAGCAACAAAGACUUCUUUGUGGCUUUCGAGGGCAGUUUUGGAAACAAGCAUGUUACACCGAGAACGCUCACUUCUCGUUAUUUGGGUAAUUUGGUAUGCGUAGAGGGUAUUGUUACAAAAUGUUCUCUGGUACGACCAAAAGUUGUGCGGAGUGUCCAUUACUGCGAUGUAACUAAAACUAUCCUGGAGAGAGCCUAUUCGGAUCUAACUUCCUUAGAAGCCUUUCCCCAUUCUGCUAUUUACCCAACUACUGAUGAAGAUGGCAAUCCAUUGGAAACAGAAUUCGGUUUGUCAACUUACAAGGAUCAUCAGACGCUCACUAUACAGGAAAUGCCCGAGAAAGCUCCCGCCGGACAGCUCCCACGAAGCGUGGACGUAAUUUGCGAUAAUGAUUUAGUGGAUUUGUGCAAACCUGGUGAUCGAGUGCAGGUUGUUGGGAAUUACCGGUGUCUUCCGGGAAAACAAGGUGGAUACACCACUGGAACUUUCAAAACGGUUUUAAUUGCCAACAAUAUAAUGCAACUGAGUAAAGAAGCCAACCUUGCAAUCUCUCACGACGAUGUAGCUAUGUGCAAGAAACUUGCAAAGCACAACCCCUGCAAAAAUAUUUUCGAGCUCCUCGCCAAGUCCCUUGCGCCAUCCAUACAUGGCAAUGAAUACAUAAAAAAAGCAAUUCUGUGUCUCCUAUUGGGUGGAGUGGAGAAGAUCUUGCCAAAUGGUACGAGGCUGAGAGGAGAUAUAAAUGUGUUAUUAAUUGGAGAUCCCUCAGUGGCCAAGUCGCAACUACUGCGUUAUGUAUUGUGCACCGCUCCACGAGCAAUUCCGACGACUGGGAGAGGAUCUUCCGGCGUCGGUUUGACGGCGGCAGUUACAGUCGAUCAAGAGACUGGCGAACGCAGAUUAGAAGCAGGCGCGAUGGUCCUGGCAGACCGCGGUGUUAUUUGUAUCGAUGAAUUCGAUAAAAUGUCGGACAUUGAUAGGACCGCGAUACACGAGGUGAUGGAGCAAGGCAGAAUCACAAUUGCCAAAGCGGGCAUUCAUGCCAGCUUGAAUGCACGUUGUUCCGUAUUAGCGGCUGCGAAUCCUGUGUAUGGAAGAUAUGAUCAAUACAAGACUCCUAUGGAAAAUAUUGGCCUGCAGGAUUCUUUGCUAUCGCGUUUCGAUUUGCUUUUUGUUAUGUUGGACAUAAUCGAUUCGGAUCAGGAUCACAUAAUUAGCGAUCAUGUCGUUCGGAUGCAUCGAUACAGAAGUCCUUUGGAGCAGGACGGAGAGGCAUUAAGCUUAGGUUCAAAAUUAGAUAUGUUGACCACGAAAAAUCCAGAUGAUGUAGUUACCGAGGAAACACAGUCGCAAGUUUAUCAGAAAUAUGAUCCGCUUCUGCAUGGACAAACACGUUCUAAAAACGAUCAAAUUCUCACUAUACAAUUUAUGAGGAAGUAUAUCCACAUCGCACGGUGUAUGAAACCCAAGCUCACAGAAGAGGCUAGUGCUGUUAUUGCGGAAGAAUAUUCGAAACUUCGAUCGGAGGAUAUGGUGGAAUCUGACGUUGCAAGAACUCAACCGGUGACUGCGAGAACUUUGGAGACGUUGAUUCGGUUGUCUACGGCGCAUGCGAAAGCCCGACUCUCAAAAAACGUAGAGAGCGAGGAUGCCCGCGCCGCAAUAGAGCUGGUGCAGUUUGCCUAUUUCAAACGUGUGCUAGAGAAAGAAAAGAAAAAGCGACGACGUCGCGACAGUGCAUCAGAAGAUACGGAUGAAGAAGAUGAGAGCAGACGGACCAAACGCGCCAAAAGGACGACGGGAGAAUCGGCCGAUCCAUAUGAAUAUGAUAAUGAUGAUGAUCAUAUCGAGCAAGUAACCAGAAGAAUAACCAGGACACAAUCACAAAGCGUUAGUACAUCUGCGCCGUCAAAUCAUAUGGAAACCGAAGAUCAAGAAUCCUCUGUUCCAGAAACAGCGACGCCAACGAUCACACAAGAAAGACUUGCGGUCUUCAAGUCGUCGCUUAACAAGUUGUUCCAAGAACGAAGAGUUCAACAUAUUCUACAGACAGAAGUCGUUGACCAUCUGAACACAACGCUUUCUUUGAAUUUCACAUCCGAUGAGAUUAAAGCCGCUAUCAAUACCAUGAUGGAUUCAAAUCAAAUUAUGGCUGCGGAAGGCACCAUCUUCUUGAUAUAAAAUAUUUUUGUAAUAUCUCGCUAUUACAAUCUUAUUAUAUUUUAGAUUUUAGAGCGAGUGACUUUUAACUGUUAUUAGAUAAAAUGAAAUUGAUCAUUCGCUGUAGCCAUACUACAUUAUAAGAAGAAAAUCAUUCAUUGUAAUUACGGUGGCUGAUUAAUUUUUUUAUAAUUUAUGCGAAAGAAAUAUUUUUUAUACGAUUUAUAAUAUUUUUCUAUUCAUUAUGUUAUAGACAACAAAGUGUACGUUAGCAAGCGUCAAGUAAUAAUAAGGAUAUAUACACGUUUACGAAUAA
Molecule: messenger RNA, 2912 nt
Organism: Pogonomyrmex barbatus (red harvester ant)
Lineage: Eukaryota; Metazoa; Arthropoda; Insecta; Hymenoptera; Formicidae
Gene: Mcm3
Product: minichromosome maintenance 3
Biological process (GO): DNA strand elongation involved in DNA replication; mitotic DNA replication initiation; double-strand break repair via break-induced replication
Cellular component (GO): nucleus; MCM complex
Molecular function (GO): ATP binding; ATP hydrolysis activity; single-stranded DNA helicase activity
Source: RefSeq, a predicted model, not a curated record